CACCAGGCCAGAGUAGAAAAGGGCACAGCGGGAACAAGCUCUUGCAUUGCUCUAGUGUACUACUCUAGAAAGUACGUGAGCUCUCUGCAUCAUCCAUUUUUCACUCGAGCCCAGUAUCUCAGUCUCUGCUUCAAGUUCCAAGUGAGGUGGCUACGUCUUCUUGUUCAUCUCACCUCUUUGUACUACAAGGGAUCAAAUUUGAUAUCUCAAGAUGACCGCUGAUGAUGAGAUGGAGAAGAAGAAGGCAGAGGUGCGGGCCCGCUUGGAGGCCCAAUCUGCCAGCCGCAAAAAGAAGGGCUUUAUGACCCCCGAGCGUAAGAAGAAGCUCCGGAUCUUAUUGCGGAAAAAGGCCGCCGAGGAGCUGAAGAAAGAGCAAGAGAGGAAAUCCGAGGAACGAAGAAGAGUCAUUGAUCAGCGAUGUGGUCAGCCCAAAAAUGUGGAUACUGCCGCUCAAGGUGAUCUCUUGGCUAUGUGCAAAGAGUAUUACAGUCGAAUCGUGAGCAUCGAAUCCACCAAAUACGACCUCGAGAAGGAGGUGGAGUUCAAAGACUAUCAGAUCAACGAACUCAACAUUGCCGUGAAUGACCUCCGAGGAAAGUUCAUCAAACCCACCUUGAAAAAGGUCUCCAAGUACGAGAACAAGUUUGCUAAACUCCAGAAGAAGGCUGCUGAGUUCAACUUCAGGAACCAGUUGAAAACCGUCAAAAAGAAGGAGUUCACCAUGGAUGAAGAAGACCCUGGGAAGAGGCCUGACUGGGCGUUGGGAGAGAAGGAUGGCAAAGCCAAGGCAGGUGGAACAGAGCAUUCCCAAUCGGAGGCACACUCAGCUACUCCUUCUAAUGAGCCUGAGGCCUCCGAGGCUAAUGUUCCUGACGAAGUGCAUGAUGAUGAGAUUGAAUGUGCUGAUAACCAGGAUGAUUCUGCUUUGGCUGCUGACCUUGUACAUGAGACCCCGGUGGCAGAGGAGAUCCCAGCUUAAUCUGAUGUCGUGGUGUUUGUAUCUGAAUAUUGAUGUUCUCGGUCAAUUAUAUGGCAAGGUGCAUGGACCAGCAGAGCCAAGAAGUUACUCACCCAACCGCCCAACAACUAUUGUGGUCAUCUUUAUCUAAAUUUUGCUUGAUGUUGAACUGAAAUAAUGAUUCGAAUGUGCAAACCA
Molecule: messenger RNA, 1156 nt
Organism: Tigriopus californicus
Lineage: Eukaryota; Metazoa; Arthropoda; Copepoda; Harpacticoida; Harpacticidae
Product: troponin I-like
Biological process (GO): muscle contraction
Cellular component (GO): troponin complex
Source: RefSeq, a predicted model, not a curated record